Molecule: messenger RNA, 1654 nt
Organism: Cynara cardunculus var. scolymus (artichoke)
Lineage: Eukaryota; Viridiplantae; Streptophyta; Magnoliopsida; Asterales; Asteraceae
Product: WD-40 repeat-containing protein MSI4-like
Exons: 15
Coding region: 1-1398 (465 amino acids)
Biological process (GO): regulation of gene expression
Cellular component (GO): nucleus
Molecular function (GO): histone binding
Source: RefSeq, a predicted model, not a curated record
AUGAAGGAGAGAGGCGGCAAAGUCGCCGGGGGAGGUCGGCCGACGGUCGACGAGCGUUACUCACAGUGGAAGUAUCUCGUUCCAAUUCUCUACGACUGGCUCGCCAACCACAAUCUCGUCUGGCCGUCUCUUUCUUGCCGAUGGGGACCACAGUUGGAGCAAGCUACUUACAAGAGUCGCCAACGACUCUACCUCUCCGAACAGACUGAUGGUAGUGUUCCAAACACCCUUGUGAUAGCAAAUUGUGAAAUUGUCAAACCCAGGGUAGCAGCAGCAGAACACAUAUCACAGUUCAAUGAAGAAGCACGAUCACCCUACGUAAAGAAGUUUAAAACAAUCAUACAUCCUGGAGAGGUAAAUCGCAUCAGGGAGCUUCCUCAAAACAGCAAUAUAAUAGCUACACAUACGGACAGUCCUGAUGUCCUUAUCUGGGAUGUUGAAGCUCAGCCUAAUCGCCAUGUUGUUUUGGGAGCCCCAGAGUCUCGUCCAGAUUUGAUCUUGAGGGGUCACCAAGAAAAUGCAGAAUUUGCUCUUGCCAUGUGCCGGAGCGAACCCCUUGUACUUUCUGGAGGCAAGGACAAAUCGGUUGUUUUGUGGAGUAUUCAUGAUCAUAUCUCUACAUUGGCAACAGAACCAGGGCUAACGAAGUCUCCAGGAGCUAGUGGUGGUAAGAACCUGAAGACUGGUGGGGAUGACGAUAAACGUACUGAGAGCCCUGUUAUUCAAGCAAGAGGGGUCUUCCAAGGGCAUGACGAUACCGUUGAAGAUGUACAUUUCAGUCCCUCUAGCGCACAAGAAUUCUGUAGUGUUGGUGAUGAUUCCUGUCUUAUCCUAUGGGAUGCAAGAAUUGGCUCUUCUCCUGCUGUCAAGGUUGAGAAAGCACACAAUGCUGAUCUUCACUGUGUUGAUUGGAAUUCACUUGAUGAAAACCUCAUAUUGACAGGGUCAGCUGAUAACACUGUUCGCUUGUUUGAUCGUCGGAAUCUCACUGCCAAUGGGGUUGGAUCACCUAUCCACAUAUUUGAGAAUCACAGUGCUGCUGUCCUUUGUGUACAGUGGUCCCCGGACAAAUCGUCUGUCUUUGGCAGUUCGGCAGAGGAUGGAGUCUUGAACAUCUGGGAUCAUAACAAGAUUGGUGAAUGUUCUGGUACAGCCUCAAAAAUUGCACAAGGCUUAUUGUUCCGCCAUUCUGGGCACAGGGACAAGGUGGUUGAUUUUCACUGGAAUGCACAUGAUCCAUGGACAAUUGUUAGCGUAUCUAACGAUGAUGAAAGUACUGGUGGGGGCGGGACCUUACAGAUAUGGCGGAUGAUCGAUUUAAUUUAUCGUCCACAGCAGGAGGUAAUUACGGAGCUCGAUAAAUUCAGAUCUCACAUCCUCACUUGCUCAUCGCCGUAGGAUUUCAUAGAAUAGAACUUUUAGGAUUUUUUCGGAUUAUAACGAGCUCGUGGAUUGUUGUACCGUUUAGAAUUCAUGGGGGGAUUUGCAGGAAGCUAAUCUGCAUUACAUCGUUGUGGAAACUUCAUCCCCUUUUCCGGUUGGUCAAUUCAACGAUGACUGGAUUGGCAAAUUGUUAUUUAUCAUAUCGGACGUUUUUUGGAACUCUAGCACCCCAAAUUGUAAACCGUGUGGUCAAGUCGCUUUUGCGAUCCGA